Messenger RNA from Microdochium trichocladiopsis, 666 nucleotides. RefSeq lists its product as uncharacterized. Lineage: Eukaryota; Fungi; Ascomycota; Sordariomycetes; Xylariales; Microdochiaceae. The record is from RefSeq and is a predicted model, not a curated record. The coding region runs from base 1 to 666 and encodes 221 amino acids. The transcript has a single exon.
AUGCAGCUCAGCCAUGUUUCACUUCUCGGCACCGCCUCUGCUGUCUCCGCAUACACCAUGCUCGAGCUCGCUCGUCGUGGCGGCUCGAUCUCAGUCACUCCCCACGACCGCUACUCUUCCUCGGUCGGCGUCCUUGGCUGCAAGAUCAAUACUAACCGCGUCGCUUACUGGCCGUCGUCCGUGUCUUGCGAUAACCUCUGCGUUAGGGUGACCGCUAAUGGCCGUUCAGUGACCCUAUUGAAGGUCGACCAGUCUGGCGGCGCCUAUGAUAUCUCCUAUGACGCGUGGAACUACCUCGUUACCGGGCAGGGUGCGAAGCAGAAUCCGGUCUACGGCGGCGGCGUCAGUGCGACCUGGGAGGAUGUCCCUAUGUCCCAGUGUGCUGAUCUCUUGUCCGUCGCCGGCGGCAAGCUACCUCUGACGGCGGCAAACGCUAUGAACUACGUCGCCAGCUGUACUAGCAACACCUGGGUAGCAAAUAACUAUGCCUUGUAUAACAUCCUCGACCCAGCUUGCAAGUGGGGCUACGAUGAGCUGUGCACUCUUCCUCCGCCCACCGUUAGUAACCAGCCGUCUUGCCAGCAUCAGCUUGGUGUUCCAGUCACGUUCACCGGUCAGGGCUUCAAGAACAUCGACUAUGGUACUGGCAAGGAGUCGCCUCCUUAA